GUCUGCAAAUAAUUUCUAAAAUAGCAUUUCAACAAUCUUGCAGUGAAGUUGCUUCACUCACCGUACCUCUCUCCUUCUCCCCUCUUCUUCCUCUUGGUUCGGUAUGUUUCAAAAGACGCACCAUCACCAUCGGAAACCAGUGGAGAUAACAGCCCCUAGUCCUGGAGUAGGACACUUCCAGUACCCACCGCCAGCGCACCUUCUCCUGCAGCAGCAUGAACCCACCGACCAUAACAACCAGUCCAAACGAGCCAGCGGUAGAAGAUACACUACACCUUCCAACCAGGAGAAUCCUUACAGAGGUCGCUCUCAAUCUCUCUCCAGUAACGUACAGCCAGCCAGUAAAGAGGAUAAAAAGAAAAAGUUUUCAAUUUUCAAGAAGAAAAAGAAGUCUGAUAAUGACCGACAUGCCUCAAGGACACCAGAGGUACCUGGGAGGAGAAGUAAAAAUGAGCAGUUCAGAGGGUAUGGUCCUGAGAGCAUGCCAUUAGCAAGACGUCCUCACUCCUCAUCCUCUAAUCACCGUGGGGGAGGAGGGGGAGGAGGAGGAACUGAAGAGUUCAUUAGAAAAGGCUCUCAACGAAGCAUCAAAUCAAGUGAUGAUUUCCUUGACGACGACGAUGAGAUUGAUUCCAGCAUUAACAACGGGGGAGGAGGAGGGAAGAUAAUACCUCGACCAAUGCUGCAGACAGAUUAUCCGAGAUUCAUGUCCACACUGGCCAACGGGAGAGAGAAAGGGGAUAAUAGCAGACUGGAUAAUGGCAGACCAGGAUAUGAUAGUUUAGAGAAGUAUGCUGAUAUAGGGAGAGUAAGAGGGGAAGGUCCUAGCAGUGAGCCUUUCAAGAACAGGUCAAUGUCACUGAGGCUGCCUGAUCAUAAAGCUGAACAUCGUAUUGUACCAUCACGACCAGCUCCCCCGCCACCUCCUUCUGGCAAUAAAUCAAAUAAAGGAGAGCAGCUACCAACACCAGUAGAGACAGUGGGUCUGACCAGCAGUGGGUUAAAUCCUCUUCCUUUACCUCCGAUACCCGGCCUGAUUGGUAUCAAGAAUCAUGGUAACACUUGUUUCAUGAACGCCAUCUUACAAUGUCUUGGAAACACAGAGAGAUUCUUGCACUAUAUCAUCAGUGAUGAUUGUCAGAGAGACCUGGCCACUUUAAAGAGAAAAAAGAAAAGGAGGGGACCUGCUUCACCUCAUAAUACACUCACUACUGGAGCUAGCUCUCAGCAGGAGGAGUAUCUCUCACCGGACAGUCCUGGAGCUGUCAUUGAUGUCCUCUCUUAUCUCAUAAAAUCUUUAUGGGGAGGGCAAUAUGAAGGAAGGAUUAGUGCUAUCUUUAAAGAGGUUGUUGGUCUUUGGGCAGAGCAGUAUAGAGGGCGGAGUCAGCAUGAUGCCCAGGAGUUUCUCCUCUGGUUGCUGGGAUACCUUCAUGAUAACCUUAAUCUAGCCUCUAGGCAUCAAAUAUCAAAGACUCCUCCUCCGGUACAUAUAGACACUGACAGAGACUCCUCUCAGACUGAUAGUUUUGUCUACUCUCUCUUUGGUGGGAACUAUCAGUCCAGUCUUCAUUGCCCAGAGUGUGGAAACCAGUCCAACACGUUUGACCCUUACCUCUCGAUUUCUCUCUCAGUACCAAGGCGUGGGACUCGUCCAAUCUACAUAACAAUGACACGAAGACAUCAAAAUACGACCAAACUAAUGCUCUUUGGCUUGAGCGUCAAAGUCACAUGCCUGGUCCAAGAAGUGCAGAAACAGCUGGCCUUGGAGGCAAGAUCUCUCCCUCACUAUCUCGUGAUAGGGACUAUGAGAGAGGACGGGUUUAAUCAGUUUUAUCACUCGACCGACCCUGUUGCCAUUAUUCCCGAUGAUGUUAUGCUCUAUGCUUAUGAGGUCACCCCGUAUAAAGGAGACUUCAUGUUCCCACCUGUUCCUGUCCCGCCAGUAAUGGAACAGCAAAAGAGCUCUGAAACCAUUUACAUAAUACUCCAGAAUAGAGUGGGGCAGGGAGAGUACAGCAAAAAGUUUGGUACUCCUUUGUGUCUGAGGGUUUGGAGGGACUUCACUUACUCACAGCUCCAGUCAGUUGUCUUCAAAGGAAUAAAGAAAUAUCUUCAUGAAGGAGUUAAUCCUGAGAUUAUUUGUAGGGAUUACAUAUUCUUCAAGUGCCGCGUGCUAGAUGGGUUACAAGGCCAAGAGUAUUUGGAUCCUUACUGCACUACACCACUGCAAUCACCUACCGUUGAAAAGGCACUCUCAUUAAGUAAAGUAUGGGGCUAUGAGUUGCACAUUAAGAUAAUAGCUGAAUGGGAGCAAUGGAUCAAGGAUUGUGUAUGCACUGAUAUUCCAGAAACACAGCCAUUGCUCCAUGACAGUGUACAUCUAGUCAAAGAGCAUUAUGAUGUUCCUUUGGAAGCAACUCUUGAUGAAUGUCUUCAGUGGCACACUCAAGAAGAGAAACUUGGUGAUGAGGACUCUUGGUCUUGUCCUCAAUGCAAGCGUCCUCAAAUUGGAGCAAAGAAAAGAAUCACAUUUUCAACACUACCUGACAUAUUGAUAGUCCAUUUGAAGAGAUUUGAACAAGACGAAUACACCCAGGCUAAGUUGGAUACAUGGAUAAAGUUUCCAACCUCUGGGUUAGACAUGUCGCCCUACGUCUCUCAGACUCCCAUUCUCCGUCCUUCCUCAGCUCUGGCCUAUCAGAAUCACUCCACUAAAGUUGCUGUUGCUCUCAACGGUGGAAGAAACAUCUCAACUUUACCGGCAAACGGGAAGAGCACUCAUUUUGAGGACAAAAGUCGUAAGUUUUUCAUUUUCAAAAAGAACAAGAAACCAAAGAAAUCCUUGACCCCAGUCAUAUCCUCUCCUGUACAUGCAACACACGACACCAAAGUAGUCACUAACAAUCUGAACUCGGCCUCGAUACAUCCUCCUAGUUACAUGUAUGACCUCUACAGUGUGUGCUAUCACUAUGGUGACAUGAAUCGUGGCCACUAUACAGCCCAUUGUCUCAACCCAGUUAACAAUCAGUGGUAUAUCUUUGAUGAUCACCGAGUCCUUCCAGUCCAGAGCGAAGACCAGCUGGUAUCACAGAAUGCCUACAUUUUGUUUUACGUUCGGCGGAACACGAGAAAGGCCUGGCUUAAAUCGAUACCACAAGAAAAGAAAAACGGUCACUGGAUAAACCAGCUAUCGUCUCAGAAUCAGCUCCAUCUUUCCUCCCUCCCUCCCCUUGAUCAUAGCCUAUUCAGCCCCCAGAGACAAGGCUCUGUUACUUCUGCCCAUACUCUAUCAACCGCCAGUGGAGUAUCACCAGAUAACAUAUUCUUUCCGUCUCAUAUGCAUAAUUUAUCGGCGGAAUUAGCUCCUCCUGCUAUAAACUUUCAUGCCCGACAAUACUCUGCUGGCUCCUCCUCUAACGGAGGACAGCCUCCUAGCCUCCUCUCUCCGUACAGUACAAUAGCCCCUCCCCAUAGCAACCAAGCUCCUCCCCAUAGUUACCUGGCCCCGCCCUAUCCUCAUAGUUUACCCUCCCCCAGCAUUGCCUCCUCUACUCCGUCCUAUCUCUCUCAAACCACACCCACUUCCUCCUCGUCUUAUUUCAGUAAGAGGGUCGGGAGUUUCCAUGGCAACUCUCAUCAUCGUGCCGCCCACGAAUCCCAUUCUGCUACAAGAGUUUAAUUAAUUUUUUAUAUAAAUAUUUAAAAUUAUAUAUCAAUCUGUCUGAUUAUAAAUUUCAUUUUUGUUACUGUUUAUUGUAUAAUAAUUUUUUAUGAUUAUUUUUUAAAGAAAACAAACCGUAUACUUUUGAAAGAUGA
Messenger RNA from Amphimedon queenslandica, 3816 nucleotides. Its product is annotated as ubiquitin carboxyl-terminal hydrolase 31-like. The transcript has 8 exons. Gene Ontology annotation, molecular function: cysteine-type deubiquitinase activity. Lineage: Eukaryota; Metazoa; Porifera; Demospongiae; Haplosclerida; Niphatidae. Bases 104 to 3679 code for a protein of 1191 amino acids. The record is from RefSeq and is a predicted model, not a curated record. Gene Ontology annotation, biological process: protein deubiquitination.